GGACUAGAGAGGCGGGGCGCUGUACGGCGGCCGAGAGGACGGGCAGGGCGGCAAUUUCCGCAGCACGAUGGAGUCGAUGGUGUUCAUUUUUUCGCUCAUUGAUUGCUGCGCCCUGAUUUUCCUUUCUGUUUACUUUAUAAUUACACUAUCAGAUUUGGAAUGUGAUUACAUUAAUGCCAGAUCUUGCUGCUCAAAACUAAAUAAAUGGGUGAUCCCUGAAUUGAUCGGCCAUACCAUUGUCACUGUAUUAAUGCUUAUUUCACUGCACUGGUUCAUCUUCCUUCUCAAUUUUCCUGUGGCAACGUGGAACAUAUACAGGUGUAUUAUGGUUCCCAGUGGAAACAUGGGAGUAUUUGACCCUACAGAAAUCCAUAACAGAGGGCAGCUAAAAUCACACAUGAAGGAGGCUAUGAUAAAGCUUGGUUUUCAUCUCCUUUGUUUCUUCAUGUAUCUUUACAGUAUGAUCCUGGCUUUAAUAAAUGACUGAAACUGAAGUGGCAGUAUUAUGGUUGCCAAAUUGAUGUUACUCCAUUGAAAUACUAUGAAGCCAUGAGCAACUCUCAAGAAAAUCAAGACCAGUGAUGUCAUGCAGUAUAUUUUUUCCUCUUUGAACAAAACAUAUUUUUGCUGUAUUUUUAACAUAUAAAAUAUUUUAGAAACUACAAUACUAUGUUUUUGCAACUAUUGUUUUGUUCUUACUCAAAUCCAUUUUCUUACUGUAUUUAAUUCUUAUGUAAUGUAAAGAUUUUGCAAGAAUACUGGUUACCCAAUGCAGCAGAUUCACGUAUUAGAGUGAAGCAACAGGUAUAACAGUUUCAUUGAAGAAGGUUUUAUCAUAUAAAAGGAAGCUUACCAGAGAUGAAUGACCAAUGUUUUCUUUCCUAUAGGCAACAUUUUAAAUAUAGUUCAUUUAUGUGUUUAAACUGAAGGCUGAAGUAUGUUCAAUGGCCAAACAUUUGUCAGUUCAGUGUUACCCUCCACGUGCACAACCAGUGUGCUUCUAUUUAGACUGUUGAAGUUCACUUCUAACAUUCAGGUCACACAUAGCUGCUAUAAUACUUUGUGAAAUGAUUUUUCAAACACCCUUUUUUAAUAUAUGAAU
Molecule: messenger RNA, 1102 nt
Organism: Protobothrops mucrosquamatus (brown spotted pit viper)
Lineage: Eukaryota; Metazoa; Chordata; Lepidosauria; Squamata; Viperidae
Gene: CNIH4
Product: cornichon family AMPA receptor auxiliary protein 4
Exons: 5
Coding region: 68-487 (139 amino acids)
Biological process (GO): endoplasmic reticulum to Golgi vesicle-mediated transport
Cellular component (GO): endoplasmic reticulum membrane; COPII-coated ER to Golgi transport vesicle
Source: RefSeq, a predicted model, not a curated record